Molecule: messenger RNA, 708 nt
Organism: Aspergillus vadensis CBS 113365
Lineage: Eukaryota; Fungi; Ascomycota; Eurotiomycetes; Eurotiales; Aspergillaceae
Exons: 1
Coding region: 14-379 (121 amino acids)
Source: RefSeq, a predicted model, not a curated record
CUUGACACGCCAUAUGCGGUUCCAGCGAAAGGCUGAAACCAACCAUCAACUCAGCGAUGCCAAGAUCUCCCUGCGUGCUGACGUCCGGGAGGCUCUCGACAGUGCAACGUCGGAUUCUUCCAGCGAUGAUAUCGAUGACCCUGCCGCGGCGGAGAAGAUUAUCGAUGAUGCCGAGGGGAAGGAUACGCUGCGUGACUAUGAUGUGGCGGGCCAGACUAUACUCUCUGAUGCUGUGAGCAAGGCUGUCGAGAAGUUCGAGACGAAGGAGACAGAGCGGAUUGUCAAGGAGUACGAGAUGAUCUCUUAUGAGGGUGAGACAGCCCUGGGCUACAUGGCUGACGACGAUGACUUUGAGCUGGUCGAUCGGAUCAAGCUAUGACACGACACGUCUGUUGCUUCCUCUUCUCAUUAGUGCUUUUGGCGUCGAUAUCCCUAACCACGGUCCUUGAUUCUGGCGUUGGACACAGACUGAUCACUGAUUCCUUUUGACAUUUCUGCAUGUUGUACAUCACUUUGCGCCUGCUCCAGUCACUCGUUCUGUUGUGAUCGACACGCGGAGGAAGUCCGGGGUUGUUUGUCCUCUUCUGUUUCUCAGCGUUCAUUAAUGAUCCCCACUGUAGUAUUGCUUAGACCGAAUAUACUAUCCCAGCAAUGGAAUCAUGUUUACCAUGACAGAAAUAACAUUUCAAGAACACUUUUCGAGAGAAG